Suillus plorans is the source of this 900-nucleotide messenger RNA. RefSeq names its product P-loop containing nucleoside triphosphate hydrolase protein. Gene Ontology annotation, molecular function: ATP binding; ATP hydrolysis activity. The annotation marks the transcript as partial. The transcript has 3 exons. Gene Ontology annotation, cellular component: mitochondrion. Lineage: Eukaryota; Fungi; Basidiomycota; Agaricomycetes; Boletales; Suillaceae. The record is from RefSeq and is a predicted model, not a curated record.
ACCAAGUCUAUCGUCCAGAUCUCACGGUCCAACAUUUAUCGCUUUGGUGACCCAAACUUCGCAGCGCCGGUCUUCCGUGAUGUUGAAUGGACUAUUGAUGAGGGUGAGAGCUGGGCUGUGAUAGUAGGGACUGGCUCGAAGCAAAAGACGGCCCUUUUGCAGACACUCCUUGGUCACCUACGCAUAACUCCUCCGCCCUUACCUGGAGGACUACUUUCCGACCCUCCACGCGACCCACACAACUCUGUGGCCUUUGUGUCAUUCGCGCAUCGGCCGCGCGCAGCAGGUGGUGCCUUCUACGACUACACUUUUCGAUACGGUGCAGUCAGAGAAGAAGACCGCAUCACCCUUCGAGAAAGUACGUUCGGAGAGUACGACUUUCUGAACGUCCAGCCGAAAGGUGGAAAGGUGAAGACUCCCGUCGAAAUUGCACAGAACGAAGUGAAGAAGGGCAUCUUUGAGGACCUAACUUCGAGACUAGGUCUUUCCUCCCUGUUGGAUCUACCUUUGAUCGCUUUAUCAAAUGGCCAGACGCGUCGAGCAUGCAUCGUGAAGGCUAUCUUGUCUGAACCAGAGCUCCUCGUACUCGACGAACCUUUAACCGGCCUUGAUGUCAAUACUCGCCCAAUCUUGCUGAAUGUCCUUCGGUCGCUGCACGAGUCUCGCAGUCCACGCAUUAUCAUGGGUCUCAGGAUCCAGGACCCUGUUCCUGACUGGAUAUCGCACAUCGCUCUAGUGACGGGCGAAACUAUCCUGACAGGUGUCAAAGAUGAAAUCAUGUCCAAGCAUGCGGAACAUCACGCAAAGGAAGCUGAGCAUAGAACGGCAAGCACCACUCCGUCAUAUCUGCAGUCUGGCCUUGAUCAUGGAAAGCCAGUAGUUGACAUGAAGAAUGUAAAU